AUGUCGACGAUUUUGGCGAUUGAAUUUUUUGCGCUGUUCGCCGCGAUCAUCAUUUAUUUUCUCGUCAUCUAUUUCACGACGAAAAUGGCGUUUCAUUUGAAUUUUCUGGCGAUUAUCGUCUACGCGACGAGCAUGUACGUUGUCGAUAUGAUAUGCCGAAUGAUUAUCAUUUUGUAUGAGAUUGGCGUUGUGCGAAGCGAAGGACCACUAUUUCCGGAGAACCACUUGCCGCCAUCGCAGAAUGAUUUCGACAUCGUUGUGUUCAUUUGCAGCCUCGUACGCGUCCAUUUCAUGGUGAUCAUUUCAAUUCUGUCAUUUAUGAUUGCCGCUGAGCGAUAUUUCGCCACCAUUUUGGUGUCGACGUAUGAGAAUCGCCGACAUUAUUGGGUGAUGGUGUUCGUUUUGGGCAAUGGAAUUAUUGGUCCCACUAUUGGGACCAUUCUAGUUCACUUUGACAUUUUUAUUUCAUAUAUUUUAAUCGCACUGGCAAUUAUCCUAAAUAUCGUGUGUUAUAUGUUUUUCAUUGUUUUGUACACGGUGAACCAUCGAAAUUUGACGGAGCCGACGAAGCGGUACACGCUGAGCUUCAGAUUCCAAUUAAAUGAGAAUCUGAAAUUGAUAAAAUGGAUGAAAUCGAUUUUCACAAUUGUCAAUAUUGUCAAUUGUACGGCGGCGUUCAUUUUUGCGGGUUUGUCGAUUGUCGUGAAAUUCGGCGCUUUGUACGCAAUCGCCGCCGGUGUGCUGCGUACCGAAGAGAAAAACACCGAAUCAUAUGGUUAUUUGAUUUGUGUUACUGGAUUAUUAUCGGAUAAGUAUAUUCGACGAGCGUUUUUGAAGCAUGAACCAAUACGCGUUCUCACAAUGCCAUUUUUUGGUCGAUUUUUUCCCGAUGAUUUCGCCAAAUCGAAAACACGAUCGGCUACCGAUGAGGCGAACGUCUACUUCACGACGCUCACCAAUCAAUGGGAUAUUGGAUUGGAGCCGAAAAAAAUUGAGAAGCCUCGAAAAUGGGCGGCGCGAAAAUGUCGCGUUGACGCGAAAAAUUAA
Messenger RNA from Caenorhabditis bovis, 1047 nucleotides. NCBI's taxonomy places the organism in Eukaryota, Metazoa, Nematoda, Chromadorea, Rhabditida, Rhabditidae. The record is from the annotation of a GenBank genome assembly.